Molecule: messenger RNA, 6048 nt
Organism: Anneissia japonica
Lineage: Eukaryota; Metazoa; Echinodermata; Crinoidea; Comatulida; Comatulidae
Product: furin-like
Exons: 13
Coding region: 835-3009 (724 amino acids)
Biological process (GO): peptide hormone processing
Cellular component (GO): Golgi membrane; trans-Golgi network
Molecular function (GO): serine-type endopeptidase activity
Source: RefSeq, a predicted model, not a curated record
CCAGUAUUUGAGGUUUAGGUAAAAGUGCUUCUUCCGUGUUCGGUUCUGGGGUCUGUGUGGGUUGUUCCUCAUUUUCCUUCUUUUUCAUAGUCUGAUUUAACAUUUUUUGGCUAGAGUUAAGGAUGUUAAUCAUAUAAUGAUAUAUGCCGUAUGAUGGUGUUGUUACAGAGGAGGACGUUGCUUACUAGGCUACUAGGCUUGUUGUUAUUCUUCUAGCCUACUCCUAUUACCAGGCCUGCUUGCUACUACCAACCCUGCGGAGCAGCAGCAUUCCAGCUGUCCUCGUUGCACGGCCUACUCAAUCAGGUAGACACUAUCUUCUAUUAAACAACUACACAUUAAACACGACUUACCAGAUCAAGUGUGGCCUAUCACAUGCUCGAUCGUUACGACGGUAUUUAUCAUAAAGCUUUUUUGUUACCGACCAGGAUAUGAUUUGCAUCGAUUUUUAAAAUAAAAUAGACAAAUUUUACUAUUAUUACUUAGUGCCAAUGAUAGAGUCAGGGCCAAGCAACAACGACGAAGGAGGGUGCACUUAAGUGGCGGUGAACGACAUGUUCUGAUUGUACAUCAUUGGAUUUGAAAUAUGGUAUGGUUUUAUUUGUAAAUGAAUUUGGUAGUUGGCCCUGCUGGCUUGCAAUCUUUGGGUGAGUGUAUCCAGCUCAACAAAAAGAAAGACUGUUAUCCUGCAUUGUAUAUAAUAGGCCUAUGCACAACACGUUUUAGAAAAUUAUGGUCGAGACCUAUAAUAUUUCUGAAAACUGACAUUUAUAAAUUUUAACCAAAGAAAUUAACAUUAGUGGUAAGCCCACCCCUACGAUUUCUUCAGUAUCAAUGAUGGAAUACAUUUGGCCUGUACUAUGUUUACUACUUUGGACUUGCAUUUGUGAAUCAGUUUUGUUUGUGAAUGAGUACGCAGUUCAUAUUGAUGGAGGUCUUGAGACGGCAAAUUCUGUUGCUGCAAAAUAUGGCUUCAUCAAUCUUGGAGAGAUUAUUGAAAAUCACUUUCAUUUCGUAGACAGUCGGCCGCGGGAACGCCGUUCACUACAUAAAAGUAAUGAUUAUCAUGUACAAAAAUUAACACAAGAUUCACAGGUGAAGUGGAUAGCUCAACAAGAAAUACUAGUUCGUAAGAAACGGGGUUAUGAAACCGAACCAGGGUUCAAUGACCCCAAGUGGCCUAAGCUCUGGUACUUGCAUCGAGCAAGUGGUCUUGACAUGAAUGUCCUACAGGCCUGGAGUAGAGGCUAUACCGGAGACGGUGUAGUGGUGACCAUUUUAGACGAUGGUAUUGAACGAAUGCAUCCUGAUCUUUCCAUGAACUAUGAUCAAGUAGCAAGCUAUGAUGUAAAUGGUGAGGAUUCGGAUCCAACCCCUAGGUACAAUCCGUCCAAUGAGAACAGGCAUGGAACACGCUGUGCCGGGGAAGUAGCAGCCAUUGCAAAUAAUGGUAUAUGCAGUGUAGGGGUCGCAUACAAUGCUGGUAUAGGAGGUGUCCGUAUGUUGGAUGGUCAGGUUACGGAUGUUGUGGAGGCCCGAUCUCUGAGCCAUGCCCCUCAACAUGUCGACAUCUACAGCUCAAGUUGGGGGCCAGAUGAUGAUGGGAAGACUGUUGAUGGUCCAGGCCCACUUGCAAAGAAGGCAUUUAAAGAUGGCAUACAGAAAGGAAGAAAUGGCCUCGGCUCCAUCUUUGUGUGGGCAUCAGGCAAUGGUGGUCGAUCACAUGAUAGCUGCAGCUGCGAUGGCUAUACGAACACUGUUUACACACUGUCAAUUAGUAGUGUAUCAGAAAAAGGGACAGUGCCAUGGUACUCGGAAAAAUGUGCUUCGACUCUCGCCACAACAUACAGUAGUGGUAGCGGAGCAGAAAAAGAAGUGAUUACAACAGAUCUGAAUAAAAAAUGCACAGAGCAGCACAGUGGAACAUCGGCAUCAGCCCCACUAGCAGCAGGUAUCUGUGCCCUGGCAUUGGAAGCAAACUCUAAACUUACAUGGCGUGACUUGCAGCAUAUUAUUGUGAUGACCUCGAGGUCAGAUGGCCUCCAAGCAGAUGACUGGGCUACUAAUGGUGCUGGCUACAAAGUGAGUCAUGCAUAUGGCUUUGGUUUAAUGGACGCUGGGGCGAUGGUUGCAAUGGCAGAGCGAUGGAACAUAGUUCCUCAGCAACAUAUCUGCACAGAAGAAGCAGUUACAAAUUCAAGGACAAUCCCAUCAACUGGAUCGUUGAUUCUAAAGUACAAUACAACUGGAUGCAUGGAUUCAGCUAACUCUGUACGUUACUUGGAACAUGUCCAGGCCAGGUUGUCUGUGAACUUCAACAUCCGCGGUGAUCUUGUAAUCUUCUUGACAUCUCCAAUGGGAACGAGGUCAAAUCUUCUGACAAAACGGAUCAAGGACUUCUCUGACAAGGGGUUCAGUAAUUGGGAUUUCAUGACCACGCACAACUGGGGAGAAGAUCCUCGUGGAGUCUGGACAUUGGAGAUAAAAAAUGUUGGCAAACAGGCUAAUUAUGGUACGCUGACUCAUUGGUCUCUCAUACUCUUCGGUACUACAUCUCAUCCACUAGAGGCUCACGUUGGUCCCAAGGAAUGUUCCAGUGGCUACUACCUGUCCGUGACAGCCUCCGAAAACGGAACCCUUGUGAACAGUUGUACACAAUGUCACCACUCAUGUCAGAGUUGCUUUGGUGUCGGCAGCUCCGACUGCAUCGAGUGUAAUGUCAACUACAACAAACGUGACACGUAUUGCGUGUAUGUCUUCUUCUCAACGGAUCAUCUAUUUGGUGAAUCUUUGGUUGCACUCGUUGUUAUCGUAAUCUUCAUGUCCAUUGUACUCAUGUGUUGCUUUCAAGCAUUUUUCAGAGGACAUUGCUGCAAGAGAAAGCUGGUUAGUGCAGAAGUUGCAAUGCAGAAAAGUAAACUCCUUGAAGCAGAUGAAUGGGAAACAGGUCUGGAUAUGAAUGAUGUUAUUUACGAAGACCAAGACCAGAAUUCGGAACCAGCACGAUAGUGUAAAAAAAACUCUUAAGAAUGAGAUGCAAACCAUGGUGAUUUUAAGAACUUCAUUUGUUCAUUUUCAGAAACAUUUGACUUGGUAAGAUUGUCAGUGUAGAAUGUUAUUCCUGAAGAUGAACGAAUGAAAUUGAAAUAUAGCAUCAUAAAGGCUUAAAUUUUUGUUUCUGUUUUGAGCUUUGUCCAAUUCUUACAUAAGAGUUUAGAGACAAUUACGAUGGCGUGUUUGCGUCAGAAAUAAAAUAUUGCAAAUUGAUGUUUGCCCUACCUGACAUGUUAUAGUACUGAAUACUCUGUGCUUUCCCAAAUGUGUGCUAAAAAAUGAAUCUCGCAAGUGAUUUCGGUGGGAAUCGAACCCAUGACCUCCAGAUAGACAGCCUGGCAUUUUAACCACUCGACCAACAAGAUUGCUCUUGGUGGCUUUUGAUUAAUCGAUCCCCAACUAGCAGCGGGUACUGCAAUGCUAUUACGAUGACGUGUUUGUGUCAGGAGAAAUAUUAGGAAUCAAUGUUUGCCCUACACUGCAACUGCCAUGGGGGCCAGCCAAAGUUUCUAAUUUCAAAUAUUUGAAAAUUGGACAAAAUAGGAACAUUUUUAAAAUCCAAACUGCCAAAUUUUAUGUGAAGGAUACAGGUACCUGUGAUUUGCCGAUAUAUGGGUAUGAAAUGACAUGAUGCCCAUUAUGGAUGUGAUAUGACAUCAUCAUUCCCAUAUAUGGGCAGUUCACACAAGUUUGUUAAAAAAUCUUGGUAGUAGUGUGGUUAGAGCUUCAUGACAGCACAUUUUAUAUUCAUUUUUGGUGAAAACUGUCUUUCAAGUCUUUCAAUUUUUGUAUGGAAAAAUAGUUGGUAAAUUUUGUACUACAAAUUGUGUCAUGUGUGCAGUAGCUAAAAUAAUGCUCUUGAAAAUGUGUAUAUUUCAAAUAAAAGUAUUUCAAAUAUGUGCACGAAAUGGGAGCAUUUGAUUGUGCUGUAACUGUAAGAUUUAUUACAUAAUGCCGUCACAUGCAGUCAUCUGUACAAAGGAGAAUGUUGAUUCCUUUUUGUUUUCUGAAUGUUAGGAUUUGGAUUGGCCCGAAUCUAUGUUGUGCAGGAACGCACAAAAGUUCACAAAUAUCAGUGUACAGCUAUACCUAAAAUUACUUUAAAAUUUCAACACAAAUAAAUACAUAUCAUUUAUAUACAGAAAUGAGUUAUACUCUAAAUGAUAUACAACAUCUAUAUUAUUAUAAUGAAAUUCGGUUUUGGUUUUGUGUAUGACUAUAUGAAUGAGAGGUGAUCAUAAACUAAACCAGUACAGUAUAUGGAAAUUCACUUUUAGUUCCGUAUAUAUGACUAUAGGAAUGAGAGACGAUCAUAAACUAAACCAGUACAGUGUAUGGAAAUUCACUUUUGGUUUUGUAUAUGACUAUAGGAAUGAAAGACGUCAUAAACUAAACCAGUACAGUAUAAGGAUAUUUACUUUUGGUUUUGUAUAUGAUUAUUGGAAUGAGAGAUGAUCGUAUACCAAACCAGUAGAGUUUAAGGAAAUUUACUUUUGUUUUGUAUAUGACGAUAGGAAUGAGAGAAAAUCAUAUACAAAACCAGUACAGUAUAAGGAAAUUUAGUUUUGGUUUUGUAUAUGACUACAGGAAUGAGAGACGAUCAUAAACGAAACUAGAACAGUAUAAGUAAAUUUACUUUUGUUUUGAAUAUGACUAUAGAAUUGAGAGAAAAUCAUUUACAAAACCUGUACAGUAUAAGGAAAUUCACUUUUGGUUUUGUAUAUGAGUAUAGGAAUGAGAGACGAUCAUAAACUAAACCAGUACAGUAUAAGUAAAUUUACUUUUGUAUAUGACUAUAAAAAUGAGAGAAAAUCAUAUACAAAACCAGUACAGUAUAAGGAAAUGUACUUUUGGUUUUGUAUAUGACUGUACGAAUGAGAGAUGAUCAUAAACUAAACCAGUACAGAAUAAGUAAAUUUACUUUUGGUUUUGUAUAUGAAAAUCAUAUACAAAACCAGUACAGUAUACGGAAUUUCACUUUUGGUUUUGUAUAUGAUUAUAGGAAUCAGAAAUUAUCAUAUACCCAACCAGUACAGUAUAAGGAAUUUCACGUUUGGUUGUGUAUAAGACUAUAGGAAUGAGAAAUGAUCAUAUAAAACUGGUACAGUAUAAGGAAAUUUACUUUUGGUUUUGUAUAUGAUUAUAGGAAUGAGAUGAUCAUAUACAAAACCAACAACAUAAACUUUAUAUUCCUUCAGCACCCCACCCCACAGAAAAAAAAACCCCUGUAAUCAUAUUUUUCCCAAUAUUUAAUGCACUACUAGAAAUUUUGCAUAUUUUAUAUUUUAUUUACAGCAUUUGCACCAUCAAGCACAAACAUAUUUUACUAAUAAAGUCUGUACAGUAUAUUAAUUAUUGAAAAGUAUAGUGUAAAAUAAUUGUUUACAGUGUUAUCUACUUUUUAAUAAUGUUUGAUCAUAAUAUUAGCCUAAUAUCUGUACUACUGUUAUUGUCUAGUCUGGUUACAUUAUUAUUAGUGGUUCUUUGUAAAUGUAACUGUGAAAAUGUAAUGAAUAAUCUACUAAUUAUUUUGUAAUCAUUUGUAGUCGUACCUCUCUUGCAGUUUAAUGGGUUAGAAUGUUGGUUGCAUCAGUAAAUUAUUUUUUUAGACAACAGUGGUUUCUUGUUCAUCCAACAGGAGAAAUUUAAUCUUGACACACAGUAGCACCACCACUGACUAGGCCUAUUCAUUUUUACUAUUAUUUUUGAUGUAUGAUUAUUUAUAUAAUACAUAACACUUUUUAAAAAAUUGUGAAACUACUGUUUUUGGGACAGUUAUUAACAGGAGGUAAAUAUAGUAGUGAAUGCUGACUAAAAGAGGAUCAUUGUGUUUUUAAUUGGAUAUAUACUGUAUUUUUGAAUUAUUUAAACUAUAUUGUAAUUCAUUUACAUUCAAUUUUACUUGCAUUAUUUAUGGAGUAUAUUCUAUAAAACCUGUAUUCGUUUACAGUUGUAUGUUUUAAUUAAUAAAAUUAUAAAAAUGGCAAUACUGUA